Clunio marinus is the source of this 183-nucleotide messenger RNA. The record is from the annotation of a GenBank genome assembly. Lineage: Eukaryota; Metazoa; Arthropoda; Insecta; Diptera; Chironomidae.
AUGUUUUAUAGUGAAAUCUCUUAUCAAGAUUGCAUUGGUAGUUUCUUAACUAGAACUGAUAAUAAACCAGAUGAAGAUAAGUUUCCACCAUUUCUCGCCUUCAAACAUGCGAAUGAUAAAUUUUUUAUCGGUCAUAAUGCGAACAAGAUGCACCUUUUAGCACAUGUUUCAAGUAGUCGUUGA